AUGAACCUUUGGAGAACAUUCCUGCUGAGUGCUGGGCUGAUUUUCUUGGCAGGGACAGCCUCAGGAUCACUUGUGAAGCCCCACGAGGGGAGCAUUGCUGGGGGAACAUGGAUUACCAUCACUCUGGAUGGCUCAACAUCCCACCAGGUAGAAUCUCUCUCUCCAGCCAGUGCAUCCCAGCUGGAGGUGUCCCUGGUGCAUCCUGACCUGCCCAGGCUGCCGUGUGAUGUCUCUCCUCUGUAUUUGGACUUGCCUACCAUAAGGUGCAGAACAAGGUCUUCACCCCAGGAGGGUUUGUACUACGUGGAGGCGAUCUUUAAAGGGCAUGUGAUUAACAACCUGACUGAGGUGGAGAAGGAAAACUAUUCUUUCAAGUUCUCAGCUGAGCAGACACCUGUGGUUUACCAAAUUAAUCCAUCAUCUGGCACCCCAGGAAAUUUAAUACAGAUUAAUGGGAAGACAAUUGCUGGCAGAUAUGAGACCCUGGACUUCAACGUGGAUUAUAUUGAUGGGCCAGCUUUUCUUACAUCAGGAGAUGGAUGGACCAGUCUCUGCUCUUUUGCUGACAGAAGAGCUGGAACCACUUACCCCAUUCAGGUGAAGGAUGGACUGGGGACCCUGCAGUGCCGGGUGGAAGGCAACCACAUAGGGUCCCACAAUGUCAGCUUCUCGGUGUUUAACAAAGGAAAGUCAGCAGUGCACAAAGGUGCUUGGCUCAUCAGUGCCAAACAGGAACUUUUCCUGUACCAGACUCAUCCAGAGAUAUUCUCCGUGUUCCCAGCUGGAGGGAGCCUGGCUGGGGGCACUGAUCUCACUGUCACUGGGGAUUUCUUUGAGGAGCCAGUGCAGGUCACUGCUGCAGGUGUUCCCUGUGAAGUCAAGCACGUCUCUCCCUGGGAAAUCAGAUGCACCACUGAGGCUGUUGGCGAGGGCAGGAGACUCGGAGCCCCCCAGCCAGGAAACAGAGGGCUUCUCUUUGAAGUCUGGGAUGAUGCCUCUGAUCUGACAGAAGCAGGUCCUGGAUACAGAUGGCAGUUUGUACCUAAUGCCAGCUCCCCAGUAAGGUUUCUGUCUGGGGCAAAGAAGUCCUUCAGCUCCAGACUCCGUGGGUUUUUUGUGGCUCCUCAGACCAACAAUUACACCUUCUGGAUUCAGGCAGAUGGUCAGGCAUCUCUCUACUUAAGUUUGUCCCAAGAUCCAAACCAGAAGGUGAGAAUUGCUUCUCUCCCUGCUGGCAACUCCGAGUGGUCUGAGAACUGGGUGAAGAACUGGAGUGAACUUUGGCAGCCCAAAUCCCAGAAAUUUGAGCUAACUGCUGGUUCAAGGUACUACCUGGAAGCACUGCAUCACGCCAAGACACCCAGCAAAGGGAUGAGAGUUGGAGUCCAGGUUCACAACACGUGGCUGGACUCCCGUGUGGUGAACAGCUACUACACCGAGAGGCACGAAAUUCGGGCUCGAGCCUCGCACCUCCCAGAAGUGCAGAUGUUGACUGUGUCUGGUACAGGUUAUUUCAGUAUCUCCUGGAACAACACCCUGAGAAUGAUCCCCACAAAUGCUACAGCCCACCAGGUGCAAGCAGCAAUAGAAGAACUCCUUUCAGUAGGAUGUGAAACUGAGCCAACUUCUGCUAAAAUCCUUUUCCACUGUGGUUUUGAGAAAGAAGGUAGGGAAAACAUCAUCACCACAGGACACGUUGUCAGUGGAACAGAGCCUUUCUGUGGGAGGUUCAGCAUCCACAGACCAAGCCAGCUGGUGAAAACUUCCCCACCAACACUACCAAGAUAUGACCUUACCAAAUACCCACAUGUGUGUUUUGCACAUAAAGGACACGUGAGCAACACCCUCCAUCUCUCACUGUCCUACACCAAUGUCUCUUCUUGUCCAGUGAGGAGAAACCUCACCUGCCAGUGGGACUUCAAUGAAACUGACUCUAAAAGCUGGACAUUUACCUGCACCAACCUCUGGAAGAGGUGUGUGAAUCUCUCUGUGCUUCUCCAGGACCUCCCAGCCAAUUCCCCAGUAUUUGUGCACCAGAUAGACUUGCAGAGCCCUGUGCUGCAAAAAGAAACAGCUGGAUCAUUUUAUCUUGAUGAGCUUAUCAUUGCUGACAGAGCUGUGAUUGUUUCUCAGAGAGACCCCAAACCCCCGUGGCCAGGGGGGAGGAUCAUUGAAGGAGUGUCGGUGGUGGGGUCUCCUCCCUCCUACAACGUGUCCUGGCGGGUGUCUGGCUGUGGUGCCAGUCUGCCUCUUCUCUCUCCAAGAGGUGCAGUGCUUGGGGAGGGCUCUGAGGGAUACGGACACCUGAACGUGUCCACGGAGGAUGUGAGAGUCAGCAUCACCAUCCAGAGGCUGCAGAAGUCAUCCCCACCUCUCGGAGGAACCUUCCACAUCCACUUGGCCAACACAGUGAUACCAGGUGUUUCAGUGCAGAUCUCUGCUCACCAGCUCCGCAGGCUUUUGCAGGACAAUGUGGAUAAUUUUACAGCUCCCUUCAUCAACACCAGUGACUUCACCGUGACCAGAGACUCCAGCUCGUGCUAUGAAAGUGUCUGGACACUGACUUGGAAAAAAACAGCUGGGGACUUACCCAAUGUUAUCAGUGUCUCUGCUGAAAACCUCACUGGCCUGAAGCCCACUGUUUCCACUCGUGUGGUUUAUGAUGGGGGUGUGUUUAUUGGACCAAUAUUUGGGGACAUGCUUGCCACCCUCCAUAACCGAACACAGGUGGUGGUGAUGGUGAACGAUGUCCUUGCAAACUGUUCUGGCUCGUGUUCUUUCCAGUUCAGCCGGGAAUUGACGCCCACAGUCAGAGAUGUGGAGUAUUCAUCAGGUGAAGGGUCCCAGGCCACAGUGGUUCUCAGGGGAGCUGGCUUUGGUGAGGAGCAGCUGGCCCUGCAGGUGGAGGUGGACAGGAGGAGCUGCCACGUCACAUCUCUGAAUCAAACCCAAGUGGUCUGCCAGGUUCCAAGGCUGCCGGUCGGGAUCUACCCGGUGACACUGCUGGUGACACCUCAUGGCUUUGCUCUCAGUGGCACCACAGGACAAGGGAUCUUCCUCACAGUCCAGCCAACACUGGGAGCUGUUGAACCUCCUUCGACUUCAGAGAUUGGAGGACUUAGAGUGACUCUCAGGGGGACCAAUCUGGAAGGGGUAAACGCAGUGUUGUUUGGAUCCCAGCCUUGCCCAAUUUUGGAGGAGGGCAGAAAUUCAACAAGAAUUCAAUGUAAAGUUCCUUCUCGGAGGGCAGAGGAUGCUGAUGUCCAUGUGACACUGAUUUUUGGGUACAAGUCAACAACAGUAACCAACUUAUUCCAGUAUGAUCCUUCCUUAAACCCUGCACUUGAAUCCUUGAGCAGGAACAGAAGUGGCAUAGCAGGAGGUGAGGAGCUUCACAUUGGAAUAUCCCGGUUUUCCAGCUACCAGGGCUCAGAUGUCAAGGUCCAAAUUGGGGACUCAUGGCCACAGGUCCAGGCACAGACAGAGUGUGGGGUCACUGUGACACUUCCAACCCUGCCUGCAGGGCGGUACAAUAUUUCUGUCCUCAUCAAUGGCAUUGCUGUCACUUCAAACAGGGUUGAGCCGUUAAUCCAGUACCUCUCUGAGAUCUUCAGCAUCCAGCCGUGUUGUGGCUCCAUUCUGGGUGGAACGCUGCUCACAAUCUCCGGAGUGGGCUUUAGCCAAAAUCCUGCCUUGAUUUCUGUGUCAAUGGACAAUCAAACCUGUACAGUUACUCACUUGGAAGAAGAGACAAUUUGGUGCCUGACCCCACCAGCUGUAAAUUUGUCUAAUGAAGAUUCAGGUGACAUCUCUGUCAGAGUAAAUGUAGCCAUCAGCAGUGGGUCAUUUCAACAAGAUCUCCCUGCAAAUAGGACCACCAUCUUUAACUACCAAAGAGCUUUGACUCCCCUCGUUACUGCUGUUGAAACAGAAAUCACAGAUGGCAGCCUGCUCCUGAGCAUUCAGGGAAUAAACAUCACUGGAUCUGUGGCUAAGCUUGGACACACUGAAUGUCAGCUUGAGUUUCAAUGGGGCAACCAGUCUGCAAUGUCUUAUCAGUGCUCUUUGCCACUGAACAGCCUGGAACCUGGGACUUUCCCUAUCCAGGUCAUCCAGAAGGAGCUGGGAUAUGCUCAAGUGACAGCAAGGCAGCAGGCCCUCACAGUAACUCCACAGAUAACCUCCAUAUUCCCAUCACAAGGAUCAAUCUGUGGUGGGAUGUUGCUCACUAUAUCUGGUAUUGCUUUGAAAUCCAGGAGGAAUUUGGUACAGGUCAGCCUGGAGAGUAAUUACUCCUGUGAGAUCCAGAAGUCUGAUAAUGACUCCAUCAGCUGUGUUGUCCUUCCAGGGGCCCACCCUUUGCACCCUCAGUGGCUGGCUGAGGCAUCUCGGGCUCUCCGUGUCACUGUGGUUGUCAAUGGGGUCCGCAGUGUGUGCCUUGGGGGCUGUACACUCCACCUUCGGGAGCACUGGACCCCCCUGGUACAUCUGGUGACCUGGAAGACCAACGGGACAUCCACCCACAUGACAAUCAAAGGACAGAGGUUGGCAUGGCAGGGUGACAGCCCCGUGGUACAGGUGGAUAACAGCUCUGCCUGCAAGGUGACUUUUUGGAACGAGACCGUCAUCAAGUGCCAGACAGCCUGCCUGGCCCCAGGGGAGCACAGCGUUUCCAUAUCCAGCAGGAUAAGUGGCCGUGCUUGUUUCAGAGGGACAUCCAGCCUUCUCACCAUCCUGCCUUGGGUGUACCAGUUUUACCCACGGGAUUUCAGCACCAAUGGGGGAGGCCUGCUCAGCUUAGCUGGGUUGGCUCUGAAAGGAAAGAGGAUGACUUCAGUCCUCAUAGACCAUCACCCUUGCCUCAUUCUCAACAUCAGCUGUGUGCUCAUCCAGUGCACAGUGCCUCCGGGGAAAGGCACGAGGGCUCUGAGUCUGAAAGUAGAUGGACACUCCUAUUACCUUGGAACAAUAAGUUACAGUGAGGAGUUCACCCCAGCUUUCCUUUCACUUGUUUCCACUGGUCUCCUUUUAACUUUGACAGUAUCACAGGUCACAGAGAUGGACAUUAUCCAGGUGUUUAUUGGAGAUUUUCCUUGCAGCAACAUCACCGUCAGUCACUCCACACUGCAGUGCACAGCUCCUCUGCUCCCUGUUGGAGACUACCCUGUGCUGGGCCUGGAUAUUCCCAGGGGAUGGGCUUCUUCCAACCUGACUUUCACUUCUCAUCUGACAGUGACAGCUGCACGUCACAACUGGGAUGGUUUGAAUGGAGGAGAAGUUUACUUGCAUGGAACUGGAUUUUCCCCAGGAAAGACUUUGAUCACAGUCUGUGGCACAAGCUGUGAACUCUUGGGCAAUAUGACCAUGACUGAGCUGAGCUGCCUUGCCCCACGCCUACGAGCCUCUUUGGCCGUUCUCUGUGGUCUGACACAUUCUUCUGCCAACUGCCAAGAGGACAGAGCCACCUUCAUUGAGUGUGACAUCCGAGUCCUGGUGGGCUCCUCCCAGCAGAGAGGGUCUGUGUCCUACUUCUACAUCUGUGGGGACACCCAGCUCCAGGGGCAUUUUGAUGGACUCCUUGCCAGCCCUAAAGUGGAAAGAGAUGAAGUUCUCAUCUAUAAUAGCUCCUGUAACAUUACCAUGGAAACUGAGGCAGAGAUGGAGUGUGAGGGAGCUAAUCAGCCAAUUACUGCCAAGAUUACUGAGAUAUGGAAAAACUGGGGCCAGAACACUCAGCUUGCCCUCCAGUUCUGCGGCCGGUGGGACGAGGACUCCAGCUGGCCUGCUGGCCACCAGCCGCGAGAUGGCGAUAAUGUCACGAUAGAAGGCGGCCGGACCCUGCUCCUGGGGACCGCCACCAAUGUCCUCAACCUGCUGCAGCUCAGAGGUGGCAAACUCCUGUUUACUGGGCCAGGACCUGUAGAACUGCAUGCUCAUUACAUCCUGGUGUCUGAUGGAGGAGAGCUCCAAGUGGGAUCCCCUGAGGCCCCUUUCCAUCACAAAGCACAUAUCUAUCUCUAUGGAAGCCUCCACUCUCCACCAUUAUUUCCAUAUGGAGUCAAAUUCCUGGCAGUGAGGAAUGGGACCCUUUCCAUUCAUGGCUGGAUGCCCAAAGUAGUUUUCACACACUUGAAAUCAUCAGCUAAUGCCAGUGACACACGAUUGGUGCUCCAGGAGCCUGUUGAUUGGCAACCUGGUGAUGAAAUCCUGGUGGGAAGUUCAGGCUUUGGAGAUGCAGAGCAGCAGGAGGAAGUGGCUGUUAUCCAGUCUGUGAACAACACGGAGCUGCACCUUAGAUCACCACUCAGGUACACCCACAGUGUUGGAGAGGGAUGGGGCAAUGGCCAAGGUCUGCCUUUGAGUGCUGUGGUGGCACUGAUCAGCAGAAGGGUUGUUGUUCAAGGAAAUGUCACACUGGAGAGGAUGUCCCACCUCAGGCAGUGUGCAAAUGCAGGUGGUGUCCUAGGUCGCUCUGGGUGUUUGUACAGGAGAAGUGAGAGGCAGCUGGGCUCUCGGGACCUGGGAGCCCUGCUGGUUGUGGAGGCCUUCCAGGGUCAGGUGAGCCGGCUCCAGCUGGAGGGGGUCCAAUUCCGCCACAUGGGCCAAAGGUUCCGGCACCACCACAGUGCCCUGACUGUUACUGGCAACACCUGGAUGGCAGCUCACUUCCUUCCAGACUCUUACAUCCGUGGGUGUUGCGUGCUGGACUCCUUUGGCCAAGGCCUUCGUCUGAGAGGGAUCUCCAACCUCAGUGUGGACAGCAACAUUUUCUACAACAUUUCAGGCCAUGGGCUUCUCCUGGGUGAGGGACUGGAAGAGAAGAACAAAAUCAGUAACAACAUAGUGGUUGGCCUUUCUGUAACUGAUGGUUUAUCUAAUAUUGAGACACUGUCACCAGCAGGAAUCUAUGUCAGGGCUCCUGCCAGUCACAUCAGGGGGAACACAGUGUGUGGUGCUGGGUAUGGCUAUUUCUUUCAUCUCUCCCCUGAGGGACCAUCCAAAGUGCCUCUCCUGUCCUUCAGUGAGAACACAGCUCACUCCUGCACAAGACACGGGUUAUUGGUAUACCCAGAGUAUUUGCCAGACAGUUGUGUUCAGCUCAACAACUUCACAGCCUGGAGCUGCCAAGGGGGAGCGCAGAUUUUCAGAAGCAGGAACCUUGAGCUCCAGCAUUUCUGGAUUUCUGCUUGCAAAGAUUUUGGCAUUGACAUUGUGGAAAGCCUGGGAAACACCUCUGUGUCUGAGAGUGUUUUAAAUGGACGCCUUGGGCAAAAGGAUAGGACCUGUAUGUCUGCAGGACUAAGGACUCCCAAAAGAUACCAGCUCCUCAUCUCCAACACAGCUUUCAGGAACUUUGAUGUGAACACUUGCACAGCAAUCAGGACUUGUUCUGGCUGUUACCAAGGGCAGGGUGGGUUUACAGUGACAGCUGAACAUCUGACCUUCACCAAUUCCCCUUUCCAAGUGUCCUUCCCCUUCCCUCACUCUGCCAUCCUUGAGGACCUUGAUGGCUCCACCACGGGACAGAAAGGAAGUCACAUCCUGCCUUCCACAGAUAUCCUGGCAGCAUCUUGCACAGCCAGUGCCAACUUCAGCCAAGUUUCUGGUGCCAGUGUCUGUGACAGUGACCUUGUUUUCCACCGUAUGGAUCUUCAUUUGUAUUUGGCACCUGACAUUCCCUAUAAUUUAACUGUGACUGACAGUAGGAAUAAGUCAAACACAGUCAAUUAUGUCCCUGAUACUUUAUCAAACCUGUAUGGCUGGAUGGUUCUUCUCUUGGAUAAAGAGACUUACACGUUGACAUUUGACAACCCUUUGGUCAGCAAACAGCUCCAGUAUUCAGUGACAUUUAGCAACUUCAAGGCUGGGAAUUACCUGCUGGUGGAACACAGGGAUCUUCCUGCCCAUCUUGAGGCUGUGGUGUCCUGUGGGACAAGGAGGGGACAGCCACUCCAGCUGGUACCUUCGUAUGGCCAACACAGGAGCUGUGAUUGGCAUCUUGACAGCAAGCUGGGGAAGUUCACCUAUCUGGUCACAGGAGAUGACUUAAUUCAGGUCACACUGAAAGAGAAGGAAAGAGUGGCUUUGCCUACCCCAGUUCCUUCUUGUGCUGUGUUGAAAUGGUCAUUCCCAGAAACGUGGAAUGGUGUGGGAAAAGGCUGGGGUGGAUCCAAUGGCAGCAUCCCAGGCCCUGGGGAAGACGUCAUCAUCUUGCCAAGUUCUUUGCAAUAUCCCCUAGAAAGGGAUUUAAAGCUGCUGUUCCUUCUUCGGGCUUCUGAAGGGAUUUACUGUGAUCGUCUGGAGGAUAUAAAUGUCCACCCAGGGAGUAUUGGAAUUUAUGGACAGGUGCAAAUUUAUAGUGCUUAUCCUAAGAUACCUUGGACACAUCUGGGAACUAAUGUUGCUCCGGGCAAUGAAAGGAUUUUUGUAGAGGAUGAAGUAGAUUGGGAUCAAGGUGGGGAUAUUGUGAUCAGCUCUUCCUCCUAUGAAGCCUACCAAGCUGAAGUAGUUACACUUAAAGAAGUCCAUGGUCAUAAUAUAAGAAUACAUGAACAUCUCCUGCACAGGCACAUUGGGCGUCCCCAUGACACAGAAGAUGGCAGAAGCAUCCCUUUGGCCGCGGAGGUUGGGCUCCUCACACGGAACGUGCAGAUCCAGUCGGAUGUGGCUUGUGCUGGGAGGAUGCUGGUGGGACACUUCACAGGCUCCAGUGGGAUGGAGUUUGAAGGUGCUCUUCAACUCUUAAAUGUUCAAUUUUUGAAUUUUGGGCCUCCUCAGCUUUCUGCCAUUGAAUUCAGGAAUGUAUCCCAGGGGUCCUCAGUGGUGUCAUCCAGCUUCAGUGGCAGCUGUGGAGCUGGCAUUAAAGCAGUCAAGAGCAGAGGAAUCUUGUUGCACGGUAAUGUGGUGUUCAACACCACUGGACCUGGCAUUGAUUUGGAAGGGAAAAAUCACUCCCUCACCAGGAGCCUUGUUAUUCUGAGCAGGCAGCCAGCAGGUUCAUUAAACUGGGUUGCUGGCAUCAAGCUGAACCUGGCCACUGGUGUCUCCCUUCAUGGCAAUGCUGUGGCAGGAUCCGAGAGGAUUGGCUUCCAUGUCAGGGGCCAGGACUGUUCACUAGCUGGAGAAUAUUGCAGCGGAAAUGUGGCCCAUUCGAGUCUCCACGGCGUUCACCUCUACCAGGAAGAUGGAUUUCAGACCUGCACUAGGAUCACAGGUUUUCUGUCCUAUAAGAAUUAUGACUAUGGUGUCAUGAUGCAUCCUGGAGGCAGCAUUAUUGUGGAAAACGUGGUGCUGGUGGACAACACUGUGGGACUCCUGGCAAUGGUGCACUGUGCCUACACUGAGCAAUGCUACACGGGGAAAACAUUCAUAGAACUUAAAAACUCCGUCAUUGUCGCAACAAGCUCGACUUUUGACUGCCUCAGAGACAGGAUCAAGCCUCACUCAGCUGAUCCAACAGCUCAGGACCGACCUCCACGCUACCCUCUAAGAGGGCGUGUUGGGAUUUUAUGGCCCACGUUUAGCACUGCUCCCAGCCAAAGGCCAGAGCAUCCCUGGCACAAAACUGGGUGUUGUCCAAAAGCCCUGGGAAUCAUGAAACUGAAAGAAGUCACCUUUACUGGUUUUACACAGAGCUGCUACAGUGAAGACAGGGAUGUCUGUAUCAUGUCAAAUGCUGAUCAUUUAGGCAUCAUGCCUCUCAUCACAGCAGAGACAUCAAGGAUGUUACAUGUCAGUGAGAAGGACAAGUUCUACUUUUAUCCAACAAGUGUACAAACCUCUGAAGACACCAUGCUCCCCGAAAAGAGAUGCAAAGGCUCAAGGAAAGCCCUUUUCAAGGAUUUGGAUGGAGGUGUCCUGCAUCUGGAGCCACCUGUCUCUGUUUUCCCCAAGUCAGAAUUUGAAUGGACACAGUUCUACUCAGAAGCUGGAAUUUACAGAGAUGACAGUAAGUGCCUCUUCAAGCCCUCAGUACAAGGCUACUUCUGCAAACAGACAGAUCAUGCACUUGUCAUCUUAGAAAACUUGGAUUCCAGCGUGGACAGCCAGAGGCUGUUCCCAGUGGUUACAAUGACUGGAAGCUUUAUGGACACCUUCACUGAUGAGACCUCACUUUCUUUGUGUCACCCUGAAGAGCAUCGUUCUGCUUUCUUCUCUGUUCUGCCCUCCACCAAACUCACCACGGUUUGCUUCCCAGACCUGGCACCUCUGGCUUUCCGACUUUAUCUUCUCAGUGGCCAAAACACAACCAGGCUGCCCCUCGCCAUAUUCUUCACUGAACCACUCAGCCUUCGUGUUUUCAUCCAAGGGAAUUAUGUCUCUCCAACCCCAUCUUCUUUUUCACUGAAUGCAGGGGCAGGAGCCAAUUACUUCAGCUUUGAGGACAACCUUCUCUAUGUUCUCCUCCAUGAGAAGGAACCUGUGGAAAUAGUUGCUGGCCUUUCCCUUCUUGUGGCUUUCACUGUAACUGAGGCUGCUGGGGAAGCGAGUGAGGCAACCAUAAUACGUCGAUUGGCUGAUUUCUUGAAGAUUGGUCAUGACCAAGUCAGAGUGGUCUAUAACGUGCUGGGAAGUGAAAGCACGUUGCAGGUAAUCUCAGCCAAUGCCAGCAAAAAGAGAUAUCACUGCCCUAACAUGGCCUUUUGCACAGCCUUUCAGAGCAGGUACAGCCCACAGGAAGAGGGGACACAGCCAGGGAGCACCCGGGCUGUGCAUCCACCUGAUGGGGCUGGUCCAUCAAGAGUGCUGAUCAUUGAGCUUGGUGAUCUGCCGGGUCAUCCAAGAAACGAGUUAACAAGUGACAGCCUAAAGAGUUUGGCCAGAACAAUUAUCAACACUCAUCAGACUGGAGACCUUCAGAGUGGCCUUGGCUUGCCAGUUGACACCCUAAUGGUGACUCAGUCUGCUUUGCUGUCCCCAAGAGAAGGUAACAGUAGCAGACAACAUUCAGAAACAUGCUUAUACAGGAGACCCUACAGCAUCUCUGUUCAGGUGCAGCCUUCAGAUGGAGAAAUCGAGAAGCAGCUUCCUGUACAGCCAAAAAUCAUUUUCCUGGACAGAAAGGGUGAAAGAAUUGACAAACUCGGUCCUCCUGCAGAGCCCUGGGUUGUAUCAGCUCAUCUCAAGGACUCCUCUGAGGCUGUGCUGAAAGGGCUCACCCAAGUGCAGGUCAUAGACGGAUGUGCAACCUUUUCCAAUCUGGCUGUCUCCAGCUCAGGAACAGACUGGAGACUUGUGUUCACAGUCACAUCACCUCCAGGGGUAAAGUUCACUGUGCUGUCCCAGCCAUUUGCCACCUUCCCUGUGCCCUUGAAAGCCAGGGCCAGCAUGAUCCUCGUUGUCAUACUGGGCUCAGCAGCAUCUGCAUUCAUCAUCGUUCUUUCCUUCUGCUGGUUCAGGAAGAGCAAAAGCAACAAAACGAGGACUGAACAGCCUCAUCUCCCACGGGACAGCACCAAGAGACCCAGUGAGCAAGCACAGCCUCCUGCAGCUCCCACCAAGCCUUGCUACAAUCAAGGACCAACCAAAAGUGGAGUGUCUGUAGCAGGAGAGAUGGAAGGAAGUGGAGCAGUGGGAGCUGCCACAGGACGUGCAGAGGAGCUGAACCUGCAGCCCUGUGAAGCCAAGUCAGCAAGAAAGCCAAGCACUGCCCAGCCCAAGACAGGGGACAGACACACCUUUCCCUCAGCCAGGAAAAGUGGCAGUCACCAGCAGCCCCGUGGAGGAAGAGUUCCUGGUGACUCUGAGGAGCUUCAGCAGCCAGCAGUCCCGGGGUGCUCCAGCCCGGAGGAAAUGCCCCAAACUUCAGCUGGGUACAGCCAGGAAGGAGAGAAGCCCGACAGGCUGCCCCAACCCCAGAACGAUGUCAGAGAAUGUGUUGCCAUGGUGGCAGCAGAGGGGUGA
Pyrgilauda ruficollis (rufous-necked snowfinch) is the source of this 11904-nucleotide messenger RNA. RefSeq names its product PKHD1 ciliary IPT domain containing fibrocystin/polyductin (gene PKHD1). Bases 1 to 11904 code for a protein of 3967 amino acids. The transcript is spliced from 64 exons. NCBI's taxonomy places the organism in Eukaryota, Metazoa, Chordata, Aves, Passeriformes, Passeridae. The record is from RefSeq and is a predicted model, not a curated record.